AUGUUGCGAGUGCCUUCAGCCUCUGUCGGGGCCAGGCCAAAACAUGGUGUUCCUCUUCCGUUAAAAUGUACAUUACACCAGCCACCUACCGUGUUACAUCUCUCCCAGGUUGCGGAAAGGAAUUCGAAGCAGCCGGCAAACCAGCAUGUUGCACCAAUCUGGCGGCAGUGUUCUUCUGCCCAUAGCCGCCAUAGGAGUCUUGUUAUACGUGCACAGGCAGCUCCGGCAGCGGCUGUGCCCCAGCUUUAUACCUCUGUGGCGCCUGGCAAGGCGCAUCCGUUGGGACCUAGUAAAACAGAGCAGGGCAUCAAUUUUGCUCUUUUCAGCCGCCACGCAAAGUCGGCAAGGCUUUGUCUCUUCAAUGAGAAGGCGCAGCAGGUCGACGAGAUCGAAUGUCGCCGCACUGGUGACGUAUUCCACCUGGAGCUAGUGGGUCUCCCGGGCAGUGACGUACGGUACGGCUUCAAAGUGGCGGGCGAUGGCGGCUGGGACGCGGGGCACCGGUGGGCUCCAGGGAAAGUCCUCCUGGAUCCGUACGCGCCGCUGGUUUCGGGGCGGAGGAGGUUUGGAGUACGGGACGAGGUGGAGCAAUUUAAAGGCAAGGAAGGCAGCCUGUUCCUGGGCGCGUACGACUUCGACUCGCCGCCGUACGACUGGGGACCCAACUACCGCCGGCCGGGUCACUCUCUGAAGGACCUGGUCAUCUACGAGGUGCCCGUACGGUGUUUCACGGCAGAUCCCUCCUCGGGGCUGGUUCCGGAGCUGAGGGGGACCUUUGCGGGGCUGGCGGCCAAGGCCCCCUACCUCGCCUCGUUGGGAGUCAACGCCGUGGAGCUACUGCCCGUAUUCGAGUGGGACGAGCUGGAGUUCCGCCGUACCCGCAACCCUCGAGACCACAUGACCAAUGUGUGGGGCUACUCCCACAUCAACUUCUUCGCGCCCAUGAGCCGCUUGGCAGCAGCAGCGACGGAGGCAGGGGCGGCGGCGGCAGCAGCAGCAGUAGCGGGGGCAGCAGUAGCGGGGGGGGAAGGGGCAGCAGCGAAUGGAACGGGUAACGGGGCAGUAGCAGUGGGACCGGGGGCGGUGGCGAAGGAGUUCAAGAACAUGGUGAAGACGCUCCACUCGUACGGCAUCGAGGUUAUUCUGGACGUGGUGUACAACCACACGGCGGAAGCGGACGACAAAGAUCCGUACACUUUGUCGUUCCGAGGUAUCGACAACAAAACGUACUACAUGAUCGAUCCCACCCAAUUCGUACAGCUCGUCAACUGGUCGGGAUGCGGCAACACCGUUAACGCAAACGACCCAACCGUCAACGAGCGGGGCCGCCCCCUGGACGCUCCCCCCCUCAUUCGGGCCAUCUCCAAGCACCCCCUGCUGUCGCAAACCAAACUCAUUGCGGAGCCCUGGGACAUCGGGAUGUACCAGGUCGGCAGUUUCCCGAACUGGGACGUGUGGGCGGAGUGGAACGGCCGCUACCGCGAUGACGUGCGCAAGUUCAUCAAGGGCGAUCCAGGUAUGAAGCGUGCAUUUGCGACGCGUCUGGCUGGCUCCGCGGAUCUGUACAACAAUCACAACCGCCGGCCGUACCACUCAAUCAACUUCAUCACCGCGCACGACGGUUUUUCGUUAUAUGACCUAGUGUCGUACAACGAAAAGCGCAAUGACGCUAACGGCGAGGGCAACCGUGACGGCACCAAUGACAAUUUCUCUUGGAAUUGCGGAUAUGAGGGGCCCAGCAGCGACCCAGGGGUCAGUUCGUUACGACAGCGUCAGAUCCGCAACUACCUUGUGGCGCUAAUGCUGAGCCAGGGGACACCCAUGAUUGUCAGCGGUGAUGAAGUGGGCAAGACCCACGGGGGUAACAACAACUGGUACGGCCACGACAAUGCCAUGGCGCAUUUGCAGUGGGCGGAGGGGGAGCCGCAGCGAGAUGCGCUGUUGCGGUUCACCUCCGAGCUGAUCAAAUUCCGGAGGGCGCAUCCCGCGUUGGGACGAGAACACUUCCUGAGCCCCGCGGACAUCACAUGGCAUGAAGAUAACUGGCACAACGACGAGUCUCGCUUCCUCGCCUUCACCCUGCAUCACCGCGAGGCCGGGGACAUCUACGCGGCCUUCAACGCACAUGCCUUCGCCGUAUCCGCAACCCUGCCCCGCCCGCCGCCGGGCCGGAAAUGGUCUCGGGUUGUGGACACCAACCUCCCCGCGCCCAAGGACUUCACGCCGGGGGGAAAUGCGGGGGUGGACCAUGUGUAUCAGGUGCAGGCCUUCUCCUCCAUCGUCCUCAUUGCCAAUCCGCUGUGA
Volvox carteri f. nagariensis is the source of this 2304-nucleotide messenger RNA. RefSeq lists its product as uncharacterized. Gene Ontology annotation, molecular function: hydrolase activity, hydrolyzing O-glycosyl compounds. The record is from RefSeq and is a predicted model, not a curated record. The coding region runs from base 1 to 2304 and encodes 767 amino acids. The transcript has 12 exons. Lineage: Eukaryota; Viridiplantae; Chlorophyta; Chlorophyceae; Chlamydomonadales; Volvocaceae. Gene Ontology annotation, biological process: carbohydrate metabolic process.